GCAGAUUUCGAAAUCGCUACUUCCAAUUUCUCCAGAAACUUUCUCACACUUUCUCGGCAAAAUUCCCGGAAAAAGCACUCGAUCAGCAGAUGGUCAGGAAGGAAGAUGUGGAUUUCUAUUGUGGAUUUUCAAGGAAAGAGCUUCAGAGUUUAUGCAAGAAAUAUAAUUUGCCUGCCAAUAGAUCAAGUUCCGAUAUGGCUGAAUCAUUGGCUUCUUUUUUCAAGAAACAUAGUUUGAACUCGGUAGGUUUUGGGGUCCCUGUGAAUCAAGAUAGUUCAGCGACAACUUCUAGAGCACCAGCGAUUAGAACAUGGAAUGUGAAAAAAGAUUCUUAUGGUAAUAAAUUGGAUAUACCUAGAGAGGAUUAUGUUCAAGGUGCAGUGGCUAGAGAACCAGGCUUUAUCCUUGGGGAUAAUACACCGUAUCAGGAACGAAAUGGAAAGGAUGGUUUGAUUGAUUCUACAUCUGCUCCUCCAUAUAUGAGGAAAUUGAAUGAAAAGGGCCCAACAGCAAACUCCAAGAGAACAGAUUCUCGGCUAGAAAAUAGAAUGAGAGAUGUAGACAGUGGUGAUAGUCCUAGUUCGUCUUCGUUUGAGUUUCAUGUCAGUUUGGAAGAGGGUAUUAGCCUUUCAGUUGAUCUAAAUUUCAACCCAUCAGAUUGGAUUAAUAGCAUGAGAGAUGAGGUCAAUGUAUGUGAUAGCAUGCGUCGCAGAAAAUCCCCACAUUCUGAUCUUGGCAUUAAUAAUGCUACAGAGUGUAAGAAACAGAAGAGUUCAGGGCAAGACACGGAUUGUCAUGUAAGGAGAGAGUCAUCUAUAAGUCCGGCAAUGAAAGACCAUACUCAAUUACCUUCUGAUCAUCAUCCCAAUGGUGAACGGUCUCUAGCAUUAUCUGCCAUGGUACCAUGCAGCAGAAUCAAAGAGAGCUCAGACACUUACAAGGAAAAAAACGGGCUUAACUUGUCCGUACCUGAUUCUUCAGGACCUGGCCAGAUUGUAUCAUCUUGUGUCGAAUCGUAUAGUAAAAGCUGCUGUGUAAAUCCAGUUGACUUGGACUGUAUUAUUCCUCCAGGGAAGAAGUUGGCAAGUGAAUCUGUUAUGGUUGCUGCAGAACAGAAUCAUUCAGCUGGUGAUCUCCUUGUUGAAAUUCCGGAAAAUCCAUCCAUGGAAAGUUUUCAAAAGGUCGGAAACUCAAGUACUGUUAUAUGUCCAUGGGGAGCUGGUUCUGAAUUAUCAUCAUCAGAAGCAGAGGCUUAUCACUCAAACCAGCCGGGUUCUCCUCGUAAGACCAGUAGAUCCUCAACUAUCUCUUCUCCAGAGUUCAUCAUCGAUAGAGAGUCCACUAACUAUUCUGAGUCAUUCAAGUUCCGGUCCAAUGGAGGCAAGAACUGUCUGCCACCAAAUACUGAGGAGCAGGAAAAGAGCGAAGUUUUAAGUGAGCAGGUGCGGUCAGAGUGACUUGUUUGAAGGGUGAAGCAUCCAUUAUGUUGUAUAAUAUUGUUGAAGUAAUAGAAAAGUGGCUAUAUACAUGAUGUAGAGAUAGUCAAGAAAUGGCCUUUCCUCUA
Molecule: messenger RNA, 1564 nt
Organism: Arabidopsis arenosa
Lineage: Eukaryota; Viridiplantae; Streptophyta; Magnoliopsida; Brassicales; Brassicaceae
Source: the annotation of a GenBank genome assembly